AGCUACUUGACUCUCUGUUUCCCAAAUUAUUUACACCCUGCUAAGAGGUUUCGCACUUCUGUGAAUCUGUUUUCUUUCAUGGCUUAAAAUCUCGCGGACGGAAUAAAUAACGAAACUAAUAAUAAAUAAUUCUUAGCCUACGUCUACCACCUAAUCCUUCUAUCUUUAUUCCGGGGCCACUCCUUUGCUUGGAAUCAAAAACAGACUACUAAAUUCGGGAUGAUUCCUUCACAAAGCGCCCUUGCCCUCCCGGAAGAGCUCGCGAGUCCAGAUCCCGAAGGAUCAACGGAGGGACCACUCCGAGUGUGCGUUUCGCGUGUGUGCUACCACGUGCGUACACACGUGGAGCAGUGAUACCGGCGAGAGGUGUAAGAGUGAAGAGAAGCGGAUUCGUCUCGCGUGGAAGCGCGAGCGAGAUGGUGAACGAAAGCAAGCGGGUGGCGGGAAUGGGAAGGCUGUCGCGGCUCGAAGCCCUACGCGCUUCGAAAGAGAGCUCAGUGCUACGAUGGUCAGCAAGCGGGUAAGUCGCAGCGUAACGGGGCUUACAUCGUUUCUGCCGCGCUCGGUCCAUCCAUCGGCUCGCGCGGAAGAGGAGACGGCCGACGGUCGGUGCGACGACGAUAGGAGAGGAAAGCGCGUGUCUCGCUUAAUCGCGCCUAAUUAAGACGAUUCGCCGUCCACCGGGGCCCGCGCGCAUGCACUGUCAUUGACCGUCUGCUCGCGCUCGUAAAUCAUCGUGCCCGACUGGCUUCUCCCUAUCGGACGGCCCAUGAUCCUCGGUUAAAUUGUGUCACAGUUGAUACACAAAUUUAUUUUCGCCGACUUAGAAUUUGCUUAGGAACGUGUGUCGCGUCCAGUGGACGUAGAUAUCGCGCACUGACCUUCCUUGUUCGUGGCGCGUUCAGAGAUCUUCGAGUGGAUCGGACAAGUUUGUGAAGUGACACAAAAUGUAAGAAUUUUGAGAAAAAGAUCGUGUCGAUUCGAAGUUCGGUGGAAGAGGGUGUACGUCGACGGACUGAGAGGACCAAAAGGAGAGUAGCACGUGCUCGCUGUGUAUCCCGGCGUGAGAACCACGUGCUCGGCAUCACCGGGAACAGUUUCGAUCGUAACGACAGUGCCCGACGAGGGCGAAAACAGCUUUAAAAUGCCCAGGGCUUCUGUGGUACACAUGACUUCGACGGCGACCAGACCGCAGCACAUGUCUCAGGUGCUUGCCACCCUAGCACUGUCGAUGGGAACACUAUCUUCGGGCCUGGCAAAGGGUUACACUUCGCCAGCCCUAGACUCCAUUCUCGACAACCAACCACCUCAUCUUUACCAGACUUCAAACAACGACACCUGGUCGGCUUUCUCGGUGACGCAACAAGAAGCCUCGUGGGUAGCUUCAUUGUCGAUGCUGGGCGCAUGGUUCGGCGCUAUGAUCGGCAAUUGGAUAAUGAGAAGGGGUCGAAGAUUGGCGUUACGUGUCACGUCUUUACCCCUGGCUGCCGUUUGGGUCCUCACGGGCAUCGCACCCUGCGUCGAAUUGGUCUAUGUCACCAGUUUCAUCGGUGGCCUAUGUUGUUCGGUCAUCACGAUGGUCGCCCAGGUAUACAUAUCGGAAAUCUCGAUGCCUGGUAUCAGAGGUUGCUUGUCAGCGAUGCUGAAGGUGCUCGGUCACGUCGGCGUGUUAUUGUCGUACAUAGCGGGCACGUAUCUGAACUGGCGGCAAAGCGCGUUGCUGGUAGCCAUAGCUCCGGCGAUGCUCUUUUUGGGUACUCUCUUCAUACCCGAGACGCCAUCGUAUCUCGUGCUGAAUGGCAAAGACGACGAGGCUGCCAGCAGUCUGCAGUGGCUGCGCGGCGAUCACGUCGACAUUCGUCACGAGCUUCAGGUGAUCAAAACGAACAUUCUCGCCUCGCGAGCGAAACAGUACGAGCUCACGUUCAAGAAUAGCAUGUUCACGCCUCGGCUGUACAAACCGAUCGCCAUCACGUGCGGUCUGAUGUUCUUCCAACGGUUUUCCGGGGCGAACGCGUUCACUUAUUACGCGGUCAUUAUAUUCCGCCAGACCCUGGGUGGCAUGAAUCCUCACGGCGCGAACAUUGCGAUUGGCUUCGUGCAAUUAUUGGCUUCGCUGUUAUCAGGAUUCUUGAUCGACAUCGUAGGGAGGCUACCACUUCUGAUAGCGAGCACCGUGUUCAUGUCGCUGGCGUUGGCCGGUUUCGGCAGCUACGCUUAUUACAUGUCGCAGACGCAGAAUCUGGGCUACCCGGACUCGCCCGUGGUCGGACAACACGACUGGAUCCCGUUGCUCUGCGUGCUCGUCUUCACGACCGCUCUGUCGCUGGGCAUAUCGCCAAUUUCGUGGUUAUUGAUUGGCGAGCUCUUCCCCCUGGAGUAUCGCGGCCUCGGCUCGAGCAUCAGCACGAGCUUCAGCUACUUCUGCGCGUUCGUCGGCAUCAAGCUCUUCAUGGAUUUUCAGCAGACGCUGGGGCUGCACGGAGCCUUCUGGUUCUACGCGGCGGUGGCAGUAUGCGGAUUGUGUUUCGUGGUAUGCUGCGUGCCGGAGACCAAGGGUAAACAGCUAGACGAGAUGAACCCAGAGUACGCGCAAGCCCGGUAGUAUAAGGCCUCGCUGACAGGGGGGCUGUCAAAUUUAGAGAAGUCUAAUAAACCUCUGCCGAGCGGAGCCUACCCGAAUCCGCACGAUCCGCGAGAUCUGUACACCGGGAAUCCGUCGUCCGAAGUCCCGACGACCUCGCGGCAAAGCUACCCCGGUUACAGGAGUUACAAUCACCGUAAACUGUCCGAUUAUUGCAACAUAUUCGCCGAGAAGACGAACAGAAUCGGCAAGAACGUCGAG
This is a messenger RNA of Ceratina calcarata, 2845 nucleotides long. Its product is annotated as facilitated trehalose transporter Tret1-2 homolog. The record is from RefSeq and is a predicted model, not a curated record. The transcript is spliced from 8 exons. Lineage: Eukaryota; Metazoa; Arthropoda; Insecta; Hymenoptera; Apidae. Gene Ontology annotation, cellular component: membrane. Gene Ontology annotation, molecular function: transmembrane transporter activity. Gene Ontology annotation, biological process: transmembrane transport. Bases 1145 to 2605 code for a protein of 486 amino acids.